GAGGAAUAGGGGAGGAGAGGGGGUAUGCAAAUGAAGAGCCCAGAGAAGAAACGUCGCAAGUCAAACACUCAGGGGCCGUCCUACUCUCACCUCUCGGAGUUCGCCCCGCCUCCAACCCCGAUGGUGGACCACCUGGUGGCUUCAAAUCCCUUUGAUGAUGACUUCGGCGCUCCGAAAGUCAGCGCCGCUGCCUCUCCGUUCAUGAAUAACCCCGGCCCCUUCGGCAGCUACCGCAUGCAAGGAGGAAUGCCGCACCAGGUACCCCCAGGAUAUCCUGGAGGGCCACAGCAAAUAAGACGCCAACAUCCGCCCUACCCACCCAACCAAAUGGGCCCCGGGUUUGGCAUGCCUCAGAACCCCAACUAUGUCCAGCCUGGAAACAUGAACUUCUCCAACCAGCCGUUUCAGCAAGGCAUGGGACAGGGCUUCAGCCCCCAGGGUGGGCAGAUGAUGCAGGGGCCAGUUGGGGGUUUUGGCCCUAUGAUGUCCCCCACCAUGGGUCAGCCUCCCCGUGGGGAAAUUGGGCCAGGUCCUGUAUUAAACUCUCCCGGUGGUCCACCUUUCUCUCAGAGGUUCGGCUCACCUGGUCACCCCUUCGGACAGCCAUCAAUUCAGAGGCCAAGCCUUCCUCCCAAUGCCAGCCCGUUUUCCGGGGCUGAUCAAAACUUCCCUCCAGGGGUAGAGGACCACGGUAAGAACUUAAACCCUCCCAGCAACACCUUCAAUCAAGAGCAGCACGUCGGCUCGCCGUCGGCUGUCAAUGGCAACCAGCGAGCCUUCACCCCUAACAGUGCCCCGCGUGGGAACAGCAGCACGCCGGAAGUCAACAACAUCCCCCCACCCAGCAAACCGAGCGGGAACUCUGGGCACCAGCCCCCUCCAGGACUUGUCUAUCCUUGCGGAGCAUGCCGCAACGAGGUCAACGAUGACCAGGACGCCAUAUUGUGCGAAGCCUCUUGUCAGAAGUGGUUCCACCGUGAGUGCACGGGGAUGACCGAAAGUGCCUACAGUCUGCUGACGCGAGAGGCCUCCGCUGUGUGGGCAUGCGAUUACUGCCUGAAGACCAAGGACAUUCAGUCGGUGUACAUCCGCGAGCCCAUGGGGCAGCUGGUGGCCGCCAAUGACGGGUGAAGGGAUGUCAUGGGCCCACGAUCUAGCUAUUCAGAGCUUUAAUGACAGUGGGAAGGGACGUGGCUCGGACGUUCCUCACCUUUUAAGCCGGUCUGGGAGGAACAUAAAGUCGUUUUGUGUCACUAAGAGUCUGUGUCCACCACUUAGACAGGGAGGGGGGUCAAUAUAAAAACCUGCAUCCGUCACCGCUGGUGCCCACCCCUCCCAGAGUCUGCCAUGGGCUCUU
This is a messenger RNA of Nanorana parkeri, 1357 nucleotides long. RefSeq names its product pygopus family PHD finger 2 (gene PYGO2). NCBI's taxonomy places the organism in Eukaryota, Metazoa, Chordata, Amphibia, Anura, Dicroglossidae. The coding region runs from base 25 to 1131 and encodes 368 amino acids. The record is from RefSeq and is a predicted model, not a curated record. The transcript is spliced from 3 exons.